This is a messenger RNA of Hypoxylon fragiforme, 1608 nucleotides long. RefSeq lists its product as uncharacterized. Gene Ontology annotation, biological process: lipid metabolic process. Bases 171 to 1142 code for a protein of 323 amino acids. The record is from RefSeq and is a predicted model, not a curated record. Lineage: Eukaryota; Fungi; Ascomycota; Sordariomycetes; Xylariales; Hypoxylaceae. The transcript is spliced from 3 exons.
CAGGGUAUUGCCAGACAUCCAAGGUACGAUGCUACGCCAUUUACUUCUAUAUUCAACUUGGCCUUUUCAAUUUCAUGAUCUUGCUUUUCUCUUAAAGAGACUAUUUUGAGUCCUGCUUAAGAUGAAUAAAUCCCUAAGUAGUUUGCUAAUGAGUAAUCAGCGAUGUAAUCAUGGUCACACACCUGAUCAUCUACUUCACCACCUCUGUCCCUAGCGCCUUGUUCCUCUUCUACCAUUUCACCUAUCUCCAUGGAAUUAUCCACUUCGUCAUGCAGUUCUACUAUUUGGGGACGUAUACGUUAAUGAUGCAUCAGCACAUCCAUGGCGGAGGUGUGUUGCAGAAGCGACCUUUGCUUCGAGUAUUCGAUACGGUUUUCCCGUACAUCACGGACCCCUUAAUGGGGCAUACGUGGAACAGCUACUACUACCACCAUGUCAAGCACCAUCACGUUGAAGGGAACGGGCCUGACGACCUCUCGUCCACGAUCCGCUACCAGCGCGACAACAUCUGGCACUUCCUGCACUACAUCGGGCGUUUCUAUUUCCUGGUGUGGCUAGAUCUGCCCCUGUACUUUCUCCGCAAGGGGCGUCUUACGUUCGCUCUGAAGGGGGCAUUCUGGGAGCUCAUGAACUACUCCAGUCUCUUGAUCCUGUUCCUGCUUAACAGCCGCCCCACGUUCUUCGUCUUCUUGCUCCCUCUCGGAUUACUCCGCGCCGGGUUGAUGGUCGGUAACUGGGGACAGCAUGCUCUGGUAGAUGCGGAUGAGCCCGACUCCGACUACCGAUCUAGCAUCACCCUGAUUGACGUCCCUAGCAACCGAUUCUGCUACAACGACGGGUACCACACGUCGCACCACCUGAACCCGCGGCGGCACUGGCGCGAGCACCCGGUGCACUUUUUGGCGAACAAGGGGACGUACAGCUCGGAGCACGCGCUCGUCUUCCACAACAUCGACUACCUCGAGAUCACGGUGCGGCUGAUGCUGCACCACUACGAGCACCUCGCCCGCUGCCUCGUGCCCAUCGGCGAGCGCCAGAUCGCCAUGACCAUCGAGCAGCGCGCCGCCAUGCUAAGGCGCUGCACCCGCCGCUUCAGCGAGGAGGAGAUCAGCGAGAAGUUUGGCGCUGCGAAGGCGAAGUAGGCUUGCUUGCCUACCUAGUAUGACAAACGGUAACGCUUGGAAUUGGAAAGGGGGGAAGGGGAAGGGGCAUGAGAAAGACGAGGUGAUGAGGUGCUUAAUGCAAAAUUGCAGACUCUCGAUGAAUACCUAGGUACUCAAAGCUUGGAGUUCCCGGGAUAGACGAAAAAAAAAGAAAAAAGUUCCAUAGAUGGGAUAGGUUAGGUGUCUUGGUAGAAUAGUGAUAUACAUAGAGAUGCCUGGUUUUCCAUACCUGCUGUAGAUACGAUACCUUGGUAGGCAUCUGGUAUGGAUAAUAAAUAGACUCAAUAGACUACACUUGCUUGUCUUGCCUUUGGUGUUCUUUGUUGUUAGUGGUCUCCCCUGGAUGGGCAAGUAGUAAGUAACUAUACAUAUGGGCCUCGAGUUUACCUAAGACAUAUGACGCUUUAGCUUCAAUGUUGGGUUAAGGGGGAAAAGCUGAUGAAUC